Messenger RNA from Aspergillus fijiensis CBS 313.89, 678 nucleotides. RefSeq lists its product as uncharacterized. The record is from RefSeq and is a predicted model, not a curated record. The transcript has a single exon. Lineage: Eukaryota; Fungi; Ascomycota; Eurotiomycetes; Eurotiales; Aspergillaceae. The coding region runs from base 140 to 523 and encodes 127 amino acids.
CAUCUACAGCAGACCUAUCGAAUCCAAGCGCGGAAUCUGCGCGACCGGGGCGCUCUGCGCAACAGAAUUUCCUCAUGCACUAGAUUAUGGCAGCUCUUUUCUUUUUUUUUCUUCUUUUUUUUUUCUAAUCUCAGGUGGAAUGUCAGGUACACGCAGCGAGUUUCUUGUUUCUUCCUCCACUUCUUCCCCUUCCUUCAUCUCUUGUCCGCAGUACACUCACCAUCUUGUAUUCUAUUCCUUCUCCGGGCCUACUCACAAUUUCAUGACAUUGAUGAUUCUAUCGAGCAGUUCACACAUCUCUUUCCGUUCAAUUUCCCCUGCAUGUACGAAUGGUAUGGACGUGCAGUGCAUACUAUACUUCACUUUUCACUUCCACCCAUGUAAUAUCGCUAUACUGUACAUUUACUGUACGUUAAGCGGCGCAGUCGCCGCACACCGGUUGAUGUAUGUAGUUGCAAUAGCUAGCAAUCAUCUUGCACUGGUAGCCAACAUGUUUCAGAAGCACAUACCUCUCGCUGUAUAAGCAGUCGGAUGGGUCCAGCCAGCGUGACCAGUGCAAUGUUUUCACCCAUAAGCUGGGUGCAGUAGCUAUUUCCGUUCAGGAGAACAUCCAGCAGAAGAAGAGACGUCUUCCUUAUGGACUUUCCGCCAAACGUGGCAAGCUCCCAGGCAUAAAUU